Molecule: messenger RNA, 2471 nt
Organism: Mercenaria mercenaria
Lineage: Eukaryota; Metazoa; Mollusca; Bivalvia; Venerida; Veneridae
Product: probable methylmalonate-semialdehyde dehydrogenase [acylating], mitochondrial
Exons: 15
Coding region: 83-1654 (523 amino acids)
Biological process (GO): thymine catabolic process; L-valine catabolic process
Cellular component (GO): mitochondrion
Molecular function (GO): malonate-semialdehyde dehydrogenase (acetylating, [NAD(P)+]) activity; methylmalonate-semialdehyde dehydrogenase (acylating, NAD+) activity
Source: RefSeq, a predicted model, not a curated record
AUAAUAUGGUUGGGGGUCAAUACUCAACAACCAAUGAAAUUUCGAGUAAAUUGCAUGACCUUGAACCGGCUAAUUGGCAGUAAUGGCUUUGCUGAGACUCUCUUCCCCAUUCAAGCAGGUGACAAAUUUUGCCUUACGGCACUACUCGUCUGGAGCUCCUGCAACAACGAAGUUGUUCAUUGAUGGCAAGUUUGUAGAAUCAAAGACAGACAAAUGGAUUGAUCUGCAUAACCCUGCAACCAAUGAAGUGAUAACACGGGUACCAGAAGCCACUCAGGCUGAGAUGCAGGCUGCCGUGGACUCGUGUAAGACAGCGUUCAAGACAUGGUCAGAUUCUACAGUUCUUACCAGGCAGCAGUGUAUGUUCAGGUUCCAACAGCUGAUCAAGGAUAAUCUGCAAGAGAUUGCCAAGUUGAUCACACUGGAACAGGGCAAGACUCUAGUCGAUGCCGAGGGUGACGUAAUGAGAGGAUUACAGGUUGUGGAGCAUUGUUGUAGUAUUACAUCCCUGCAGCUUGGUGAGACCAUGUCAGGCAUUGCCAAGGGUAUGGACACGUACACAAUAAGGCUUCCUCUAGGGGUCACAGCCGGAAUCACUCCAUUCAACUUCCCAGCCAUGAUCCCACUCUGGAUGUUUCCAAUGGCGCUUAUUACCGGGAACACCCAUGUUCUGAAGCCCUCUGAGCGUGAUCCCGGAGCCACAAUGUUCAUGAUGCAGCUGGCCCAGGAUGCUGGCUUUCCAGACGGAACUGUGAAUGUUAUACAUGGAGCGCAUGCAGCUGUAAACUUUAUCUGUGAUAAUCCAGAAAUUAAAGCUAUAUCCUUUGUUGGAUCUGACCAGGCUGGAAAGUACAUCUAUGAAAGAGGAUCCAAAAAUGGAAAGAGAGUGCAAUCAAAUAUGGGUGCUAAGAACCAUGGAGUUAUUAUGCCAGAUGCUAACAAAGAGAACACUCUUAACCAGUUGGUAGGUGCAGCAUUUGGUGCGGCAGGACAGAGAUGUAUGGCGUUGUCUACAGCGGUGUUUGUAGGAGAAGCUAAGGAAUGGAUUCCAGAACUCGUAGAAAAGUCUAGGAAGCUGAAGGUUAAUGCAGGUCAUGAGCCAGAUGCAGAUUUAGGUCCCCUGAUUUCCCCCCAGGCCAAACAGCGUGUGUGUGAGCUUGUACAGUCUGGUGUGGACCAGGGAGCUGAGUUACUUCUGGACGGCAGAAAUAUUAAGGUGCCUGGUUAUGAAAAUGGAAACUUUGUGGGACCGACUAUCUUACACAAAGUCAAUCCUGAUAUGAAGUGCUAUGAGGAGGAGAUAUUUGGUCCAGUAUUGGUCAGUAUGGAAGUAGACACAAUGGACGAGGCCAUAGAUAUCAUUAACAAGAACAGAUACGGUAAUGGUACAGCUAUCUUCACAACGAAUGGUGCAACAGCGAGAAAAUAUACCAUGGACAUUGAUGUUGGCCAGGUUGGUGUUAAUGUGCCUAUCCCAGUACCAUUGCCUAUGUUCUCAUUCACCGGAUCUCGAGGCUCCUUCAUGGGAGAUACAAACUUCUAUGGUAAACAGGGGAUCAACUUCUACACUCAACUGAAGACUGUCACACAGAUGUGGAGAGACGAGGAUGCCACGGUUACCAAGCCAGCUGUUGCCAUGCCAGUGAUGAAAUAAACUGAACAAAUAGUGAACAGACAUUUAUCCAGGACUGUGAUAACUUUACAUUAUCACAUAUAUAACUGAUACUUUGUGCUCUCAGUCACUGAUAUUAUUCGCACUAAAACGAAGACACAUCUCCUUUUUGAGCAUGGGUUUGUUUUUUUCAUCAAAAUUACAAUUUUGGGUGUAGAAAAAAAUUAGACAGAAAGCUUUAUUUGGUAACACUCUGUUCCAUUGAAUAGUAUAAAUUUGAUUUUUUUAUGUCACUGAAGAAAGUUUGAUGACAGCAGAAGUAAGGGCAUUACAUACAGUAAGUUAAACUAGUUUGGUUCUUAAAACACAUCACCUAAAAACAACCAUGUAAACAUGUGAUACAUAUAUAAUUGUUAAUGAAAUGCUCCACUAUCACAUUUUCUGCAGUGCUGAAGUGAAUUAGUGCUUUAAACUUUUUCAUUAUUUACACGAUACUGAUUCAUGUUUGUACAUAUACAUGUAUCAUAUAAUUGCAUUUUACAUGAACAUGAGCAGUGUGGUGCGCAUUUAGAUGUGUUUGUUUCUAAAUAUCAGUAUCAGGAUAUUCAUUAAAAAGCACUGUCUACUGGAAUUCUGCCUAUAAAUUAAUAUGAGUACAUUGCCUCAACUGUAUCUUACUGAAGGUUCUUCCCUCACGUUGUGAAAAUCAGGGAAUGGGCAGUAAAAUAAUAAUACGUAUGUGUUUUGUGUUAAUAUGCUAGAUUGUUAUGUGUGUUACAAUCAUUUUUGAAAAAAAUAUAUGUUUGAUUAUCAUGAAUGCAUAGACCUAUAAUCCAUGAAAUAAAACUGAAAAGAAAUA